UACGACGUCGACAAUCGAGAAUAAUGUUGCACAAUGUUAGUUACUAUUGCAGCAGCGACAAAUUCUUCCAAAUUCUAAGUAUACUCUCUACGAAUUUAUAAUUAUAAAGUAUUGCGAAAUCCGACGAAAGCCAGACUUCCGUUAUUUUAUAAAAACUGAAAGUUCUUCUGUGUAUACCAUAAGUAAUAAGGAACAGCCUGGGUCUCUGUUCUGGUUACUUAGGCAGAUAACAGAAGCCUGAAUUUUCUCAAAUAAUUUUUUAAAACUUCACGAAGAUUGAAAUGAUUUGAGUCGCAAAGACAUAACUAAAAGUAGGAGAAAGAGUGAAAACAUAUCUAUUUAAAAUUGGAAUACCACCGACCAACGUUUAACCGUCCUUUCUUCAACAAUCAAUAAAUGUUAAGCAUAAGGGAACCAUUGGUUAACAGCAACAAAAAUCAGUUAAAUACAUAUCAAGUGUAAAACGUACCGAAACUAAAAUGACCACAAAUCAGACAGAUUUGCAUCUGAAAAAAAUUUCUGGAAGUAAACAUUCGGAUGCAGGAAAUGUGGAAGCGCAUAUUUAUAGGAAUGGACUACAUACAAAUAUUUUGAAUUCUUUAGUUGCAGAGAUCAAACUUUAUAAACGCCGCUGGGUCGUUCUAUUCCUGUUUGUGUUUUACUCGGGUGCAAAUGCGGCUCAAUGGAUCCAAUACAGUAUUAUCAACAAUAUUAUUGUCAAAUAUUAUGGCAUUAAUGAUAAGUGGGUGGAUUGGACUUCAAUGAUAUACAUGAUAGUUUAUAUACCACUAAUUUUUCCGGGAAGUUGGUUUCUUGAUAAAAUGGGGCUGCGGAUAACAGCAUUGGUCGGCAUUGUUGGCACAUGUAUUGGCUCAUGGAUUAAAGUAUUUUCUGUACAACCGGAUCUUUUUUAUGUCACAUUUAUUGGUCAGACUAUUGUCGCGCUAGCCCAGGUAUGCAUAUUGUCAUUGCCAGCACGCAUCGCCGCCGUUUGGUUUGGGCCUCAUCAAGUAUCGUCAGCGUGUAGCGUGGGAGUAUUUGGCAAUCAACUUGGCAUUGCUGUUGGUUUUGUGCUCCCUCCAAUUUUAGUAGGAAACUCGGAUGAUCUAGAAAUAAUCGGGAGUGAUUUAUUAUUUAUGUUCUACUGUUUCGCAGGCUUUACAACCAUUUUAAUGGUGCUGAUGAUAUUUUUUUUUAGGGAUAAGCCGCCGACGCCGCCAAAUCCAAAGCGAUCUAUAAUUCCUGCAGCUGGUACAGAGUCUGAAGCAUCUUUUAAGCGAUCGUUGAAGAAUUUGGCUAUUAAUCGUAAUUAUAUACUGCUUUUAAUUUCCUACGGUAUGAAUGUCGGCGUUUUCUAUGCGAUAUCAACUUUGCUUAACCCAGUUGUGCUCAAAUAUUAUCCGGGACAUGAAGUUGAUACUGGUCGCAUUGGUUUGACUAUUGUUCUUGCGGGCAUGAUCGGCUCUGUUGUAAGCGGUGUGGUCCUGGACCAAAUGCGCAAAUUUAAAGAAACCACCUUGGCUGUCUAUGCCUUCUCUAUGGUUGGCAUGUGGGUAUUUACAUUUACCUUAGAAACGGGUAAUAUCGCUGUGGUCUAUGUGACGGCUGGACUUUUGGGAUUCUUCAUGACCGGCUAUUUGCCAGUUGGUUUCGAGUUCGCCGCAGAGCUUACAUAUCCUGAACCCGAAGGUACUUCGUCCGGUUUGCUUAAUGCAGCUGCCCAAGUAUUUGGUAUUGGAUUCACGUCUCUAUAUUCAGAAUUAUUCUAUUCCUACGGAGAUAUUCCAGCCGAUGUUUUUAUGUCUAUUAUGCUAGUGUUAGGCACAUUAAUUACUGGGUUCAUAAAACCGGAUUUGAGAAGGCAAAAUGCAAAUCGAGAAAAUGCAGCGCCAGAAUUCACAGUUUCCGCCGAAUCAGUGCAAGUGCAGUCUUCAGACGUUAUCAUCAUCCCAACUGAGAAGCUAAAGGACAUUAGUACGUAGAAAUAUUUAUUUGCUUUUAUUAUAUAAUGAUAAACGAGCACCUGAAGUUGAUCUUCACAUAUUUGCAAGCUUUAACGUUGUAUUUGUUCGUCUUUCAAAAAGACAAAUUUUAAAUGAAAGGAUAUGUCUGUUCCGAAAUAUAAACGAGUAAAAUGUAUAUUUGUUUGUAGGUUUAAUGCAUAUUUAAGUGUUAAAUUAGUUUUAAAAUAAAAAAAAAUAGAACAGAUUAAAUAUUGGUUAAUAAUAAUAUUGUUAGUAAGACA
This is a messenger RNA of Bactrocera neohumeralis, 2245 nucleotides long. Its product is annotated as feline leukemia virus subgroup C receptor-related protein 2. Gene Ontology annotation, cellular component: membrane. Lineage: Eukaryota; Metazoa; Arthropoda; Insecta; Diptera; Tephritidae. The transcript is spliced from 12 exons. Gene Ontology annotation, biological process: heme export; transmembrane transport. The coding region runs from base 480 to 1982 and encodes 500 amino acids. Gene Ontology annotation, molecular function: heme binding; heme transmembrane transporter activity. The record is from RefSeq and is a predicted model, not a curated record.